GCAGUUCAAAACAAAGUAUUUUGGUACCUCUUACAUCUUGAAUCAUUAAGGCCAAAUUUUUUUUUUUUAUUUUUUCGUUUUGUUGAUCAAAAUAUAAUCGGUUACAAUUUCAACACUUUUUCUACAGCAAAACAGCAUCAUGUCGGCUCCAGUUCGUGGUAAUAAGGCCUCAAAGCUGAGGUCCGAGGAAAAAGUUGAAAAGCCUGCAUUCAUUGGACCUUCUUGGGCUCUUACUUCCACCCGAGGCAGAGCCUUUAAUCGUGGCUCCGAACCCACCAGUCGCGAUACCAGUCGCAUCCCGACCAUCCUUAGACCCAGAUCAAUCCCGACCAGUCGCAUACCUAUCCGCAGGCUUGCGGGUGACCCGAAGAGAAACACUUCCCCAAUUCGGGCCACUCCCUUGGAGGCAGUAACCAGUGCCAGUGCGUGUUCCUUGCCCUUGCUUCUAGCCUCCGAGAAUACAAUGGGCGAUCAUGAACGUAAACCUGAAGUGGACAAGGACUCUGUCAAGCGGACUAAAUGUUUGCCGCGCCCAAGGGCUAAGUCAACGACGGAAGCUGCAACUGAGAGUGUCCAUGACUUAAAGGAACGCUGUCGUGCCGUGGUCGAUUCGUGCUUUAUGUUAUUCUACGAUCAUUUGCAGUUGAUACAGAAGAGCAAGGAUAAGUCCCUAAAAUCAUAUAUCCCUGACGCGUUAGUUCUAUAUUCCAUUUCCCAAAGAACCUCAAAAUGAACACCAUUGUCGAGGAGAUCGAUCAGUUGUGUGGUCCAGCCUCGAAAGGUGGGAUUUUUAACGAAAGUCUGUAUCGCGAGAUAGCUUGCUUGCGGUUGGAGAAGAAGCACAUUGAGUCUAAGUUCUUUAACAUCAAGAAGGAGCACUGCGACCAGAUGAACCAAUUGAGAUCGGAGUACGAGGCCAACCUGGCUGACGAGCUGGCCGCAUGCGAUCACACCAUCAGUGAGCUGAGAAGAGCCUGCGGCGCAGCGAGGAUGUGGUCGAGGAGCUGUCCCAGCUAGUGGCCGAGAAGAGUGCCACGCUGGCCAAUGAGGAUGGAAUCAUUGGAGAAUUGCGAAUCGAACUGGGCAAGCUUAGGCUGCGAAUGCAUCACCGCCUGGAGGAGGCGCAUGUUGGACCGGACAAAGCCCGACACUUCAUUGAUAAACAGUUGGCACAGAUCGCCUUCUUGGUGGGCGAACUGAAGGAGGCACGCGAGCUCAUUGUCAUCUGCAGCAGCGUCAGGAUUUCAUGGACAAGGGUGUCAAAAAGAAGGAUCUGGUUAUUGCCGAUCUCAAGCUGCAGAUGCGAAACCUCGAGGACCAUAAAAACUUUCUCAACAUGCAGGUUAACAAUGCCUUGAAGGAGCACGCAGACUUUGACGAACUAAACGAAAAACAUAGAAAUGCUAUGAUGCAGAUAAGUGAACUAAAAGAAGCAUUAAAUAUCAAAUCCAUCGAAUCAAAGACCCAAUCUCAAGUCGAGGGUCGGUUAAACAAAGAGAUGACCAAAUUGCGGGAGAAGAUCGAUCUCGAUCAGCAGAUGCUCACCGCUCGGAACCACUUGAUAUACAGCCUGCAGAAGACCGAGCAGGAGAACCGAGCCAAACUGGACAAAAUGUACUGUCAAGUUGGCGAGAAAAACAUGCUGAUCAGUCAGGUGUACAACGAGCUGGCCUCGAAGGAGGAGGAGUCGCGCAAACUCUUCGGGAUCCUGAGUUUCAAGCAGAGGGAGGUGAGGCGGCAGGAGCAUGAUAUCCAGUUGCUGAAGGAGCAAAUAGCGCGGGGAUCUAUGGCGCUAAAAGACCAAGAGGUGCGGAUUGUCACUAUGCAAGAAGAGAUUAAACGCCUGAAGUAG
Messenger RNA from Drosophila gunungcola (fruit fly), 1852 nucleotides. Its product is annotated as protein Hook homolog 3-like. Lineage: Eukaryota; Metazoa; Arthropoda; Insecta; Diptera; Drosophilidae. The transcript is spliced from 7 exons. The record is from RefSeq and is a predicted model, not a curated record. The coding region runs from base 1247 to 1852 and encodes 201 amino acids.